Messenger RNA from Hyalella azteca, 1767 nucleotides. RefSeq lists its product as uncharacterized. Bases 343 to 1767 code for a protein of 474 amino acids. Gene Ontology annotation, molecular function: epidermal growth factor receptor binding; receptor ligand activity. The record is from RefSeq and is a predicted model, not a curated record. The transcript is spliced from 4 exons. NCBI's taxonomy places the organism in Eukaryota, Metazoa, Arthropoda, Malacostraca, Amphipoda, Hyalellidae. Gene Ontology annotation, biological process: epidermal growth factor receptor signaling pathway.
GAAGUGGUCGAGUGCGUGUGUGUCGCUCUGUCUGGUGUCUCGCACAAGUGUCAAUUUGCCGGUUGCGCUUCUUAAACAUUUCGUAAACUUCUGAAAGUGAUGUAAAGUACUGAAUUUAGUAAUGGAGGUUGUUACUCAAAGGUUUACUGUGAUGUUCCUUAUGAUUGUUGACAAUGAACUCUAAAGUUUUGUGAAAGUUCAGCCAGAGAAAUACGUUUCCAGUUCCAUCCAUGCUGUACGGACUACAGACGACUUCCCACGCUGUGAACUUCCUUCCUCUGCAUAUACUGAUGCUGUGUCAACGGAUAUUCAUCAGCAAGAUUCGAGUCUGCUAGUCAUCUGAUGCAUCCAGAAACCAAGAUGACCUCUUCACCCAUCAUGGGUGCAAGCCCUCGUUCCUCCAAACACUCUCACCGCAGACGACACAACAGAAGGCUUUCAAACUGCGUUAAUGUGCAACAAGAAGUCAUUGAUAACCGUUCUAAUUGUACGGAAAAACCUGAGCACUACCCUUCUCACAUCUUGUCCUCUUUGCGGAGCGUGGUUCCCUCUUGUGAAGAUGUCGCCGUAUCCAAAUGUCACCAGUGCAGUAGUCAUAAAUCUAGUAACAUCAACAACGGUCACAUCCGGGAAACGGGAGAUCCAUCUUCAAAGCAUCGUUGUUUUGGUGCCACAAUAUCCAUUGAUCAGAAAUGGUUUCCAGUUUCAAGUUUCUCCAGUACGCAGUUGUGUUCUUUCUGCAAUGGCAGUGAAAACUGUUUAGCGUCCAACAAUCAAGUUGGUUUGGUCCAGCGCUUAUACAACAACGCGAGCCAAAGAUUACGACUCUCUAGGUCUUCGAGAAGUGAAAGCAAUCUCUGCUGUCAAGCAAGUGAUAGUCGAGGAAACGGUUCAUUCUCUUACAAUGUUAUAGAAAAACUUGAAAAAUCGUUAAAUAUGGUUCUAUGGAGCUUAAAGUACCCCUUCACAGAUGGUUUAAGGCGUAGUAUCUUGACAAACUCUAGUUCAUGUCGUGAGCAGCGCGAACCUAACUGCUCUUCAGUUGCACUAAAACCUGAUGAAUCUCUAGCGCACUCUGAUAGACUACAAGGCGAUCGUGAAAUCAUUAACCCAUUUCCAAAGAACCAAAUGUCUGAUAGAUCUACGGUGAUUGUUCAUCCCUGUGCAAAUAACUCGGUGCUAAGCAACAAAACCGAUUCCAAAGACUCGCGGCAAAAAUUGCCCAUCGCUAAGGCUCAAAAUUUCGUUGAACCAAGUCCUUGUCGGGAAGGCAGUAGUUCCCCAAGGAACACUGGAGCUGCAAAGUGGGGACCUUCUGUUCUCAGAAGAACUCCAUGGUUCUCGUUCUGGAUGUCUCUCCCCUUCUUCCUGGUCUUGAUUGCUGCCUCACUCCCCAACUUGGCCGAGGGCUGCUCGUCCCGGUCCACGCCCCGUCCCCGGCCGCUGUCCCCAACACUGAGGCCCAACAUCACCUUCCAGACGUACGCGUGUCCCCCAGCAUACGCUGCCUGGUAUUGCCUCAACGGCGCUACCUGCUUCACCGUCAAGAUCGCAGAGUCUAUCCUCUACAACUGCGAAUGCGCGGACGGGUACAUGGGGCAGCGGUGCGAGUAUAAGGACCUGGACGGAUCGUACCUUCCUACAGGAGACAAGGUGCUGCUAGAGACCGCGUCCAUCGCGGGGGGCGCAGCGCUCGUCAUCAUCCUUGUUUUCUUCGGCAUCUUCUCUGCCUUUGCCCUCAAGAACAAACGCUCGCAGCACAAGUAA